AUGAACGGGGAUAACCUGUACGGGUAUAUCCCGUCGCUGGCCGCGGCUAUUAUCUUCAUUGUUUUGUUUGCAGUGACAAGCGCCUAUCAUGGAUACCAGCUCACCAAGGCACGGUGCUGGUACUUCAUUCCAUUUGUGGUGGGCGGAUUGUUCCAAGUUAUAGGAUACAUCUGCCGACUCGUCGGACACAACAACCUCAAGUCCGUCGCCGUCUAUGCAAUGCAGUCGCUGUUCAUUCUGCUCGCACCGCCGCUGUAUGCCGCCUCGGUAUACAUGGUCCUAGGCCGAACCGUGACCUACCUUCGCGCCGAGAACUUGAGCCUGGUGUCGGUGCGAUGGAUGACCAAGAUUUUCGUGUCCGGAGAUGUGAUUUCAUUUCUGUUGCAGGCAGCAGGCGGCGGACUCAUGGCCAGCGCCAGCUCCAAAGACCUCGGCUCAAACAUCGUCAUCGGCGGGCUGGUAGUGCAACUCCUCUUCUUUGGCUUCUUCGUGAUCGUCGCAGCAGUAUUCCACUUCCGCGUUACCCGCCAUCCAACGACCAAAUCGCAAACGCAGCGCGACCUCUGCUCCCACCGGGGCUGGCGACAACGCAGCUGGGUAACCGUGCUGCUGGGGCUGUAUAUAGUCAGCGCGCUGAUUCUGAUCCGGUCUGUGUUCCGGCUGAUCGAGUACAAGUACGGGUUUGAUGGGUAUCUCAUGACGCACGAGGCGUUUAUGUAUGUCUUUGAUGCGCUGCUGAUGUUUGGUGCUAUGGUUGUUAUGAAUGUGUAUCAUCCGGCGGUGAUUCUGGGAGAUGGGAAGGGGGUUGGAGUGGAUACGGAGACGGUGCAGUUAUAG
Messenger RNA from Penicillium alfredii, 837 nucleotides. Its product is annotated as RTA1 domain-containing protein. Lineage: Eukaryota; Fungi; Ascomycota; Eurotiomycetes; Eurotiales; Aspergillaceae. The coding region runs from base 1 to 837 and encodes 278 amino acids. Gene Ontology annotation, cellular component: membrane. The transcript has 3 exons. The record is from RefSeq and is a predicted model, not a curated record.